UAACUGAGACCUGUGUAGAAGCAUCCUGCUCCUUCACUAGAAGACAAAGCAAGGAGAAUUCUCUAAAAAGAAAAAGGAUGGAUGUUCCUUAUGAAGGACCUGAGCCCCAACCUGAGGAGACACCGGAAAAAAGGAGGAGAACAGAGACAGAAGAGAAUGAUGUGAACAGAGAAAAGACUACGAAUGAGUCAAAGGCAUCCUGCUCCUUUGCUAGAAGACAAUGCAAGGAGAAUCCUCUGAAAAGAAAAAGGAUGGAUGUUCUUCACGAAGAACCUGAGCUCCAGCCGGAGGAGACAGCAGAAAAAAGGAGGAGAACAGAAACAGAAGAGAAGGGAACACAGCCUGUUAGAAGAAUCAACGCUUUUCGAAUCGCAAAGUUUCGUGGACGCUACAUUAUGAAAGAGCUGCUGGGUAGAGGAGCCUACGGUUACGUCUACGCAGGUGUCCGGAAGUCGGAUGGGAAAAAGGUGGCCCUGAAAUUUGUGCUCAAAGGAGGAAAUGAACCAUUUAUCACUCUUCCCGGUGACACACGCAGACUCCCUGUUGAGGUGGCGCUAAUGGAGCUUGUGUGCAAGACGCCUCGCUGUCCAUAUGUGAUAGAGCUGCUGGAAUGGUUCGAGACACCCACAUCCUUCAUCUUGGUCCUGGAGCGGCCCGACCCCUGCAUUGAUCUCUACAAGUACUGUAGAUUUCUACGCAAGAAAGUGCCUGAAUCUCUGGCUCAAAUCAUCAUGCAGCAGGUAGUUCGAGCUGCAUGUCACUGCCGUGACCGGGGUGUGCUCCAUCGAGACAUCAAGGAAGGAAACCUUCUCCUGAACCCUCAGACUCUUGAAGUGAAGCUGAUCGAUUUCGGUUGUGGUGAGCUGCUUAAGGACACCCCCUACAAGGAAUAUGCAGGCACGCGACGUUACUUCCCACCUGAAUGGAUUGUUGGAAAAGAGUACAAUGCCGAACCUGCUACCGUCUGGAGUCUGGGAAUACUCCUGUACAGCUUGUUACAUGGAGAAGAGCCUUUUUUUGGAGCACAAGAGAUUGUUGAUGGCGACCUGUAUUUCACUGAUGACCUGUCUGAAGCCUGCUGGAGUCUGAUAAGGUGGUGUCUGCAACGGGACCCUCAAAGAAGACCGACCCUGGAGCAGAUCCUCACACAUGACUGGUUCUGAGGCCAGACUCCUUACCUAAGCACCCUGGGGUCGCCGUGGGGUGGUGAGAAUCUCCUCAAUGCCUUCUGUGUGUGCUGAAACGUUCCAACAAAGCCAUGAAGUGGCGCAAGUUUUGAUUGCGUGCAUAAACUGGCAGAAGAGUUGUGUCGAUCAGCUCCCUCACAAUGGGACAACACCAGAUUGGAGUAUUUGUUCCACUACUAGCAGUAGAACCGCUAAGGUACUGCAACUGCGUGCCAUAUGUGAUACAGUAGAACAUCUGUGCACACGAACACAGAGAGAGAACCAGACCCAGUGUGGAGAAUGAAGGGUAAAGGGAUGGGUGUUAUCCUGUUAACGUAGCAGGCCCAGCAGCGAACAGCGCACGGUGCAAUGAGGGGGAACCCACUCAAGCGGGUUUGGGGGGAGAAUAAAGGCUAAAGAGAGGGUGUGUGGCAAUCACACUCAAGUAGAUAAUUCUGAGGAACAGCUCAACCUAGCAGAGAGAUGAUGAAAGAGUGGAGGGAACCUGAGUUCAGCCCCAGUAUGCGCGUUUGCAGAGUCCUGCUACAUAAAGUUGAUUUUGGGAGUAAGUGUGCGGUAUGGCACGAGGGCACCACUCAGCCACCACUCGCAGCACUUAUUAACAGGCUUGAACAGUGGUAGGUAGAGUUACACACACACAGAAGAAGGUAACUGGUUGAUUUUCACUGCCCCUGGUGUCUAGGAGGGAUGAAAAAACAUCCAUGAAUUCAUCCCUGAGACAAUAAACUUCAUUGCUGUGUAUUGGCCAUGUCUGAUUUCUUAUAGUAAAUAAGUUCAGAUGAAACCUAUACUAACUUGAUUUUCAGAUGUGCUGGCCUUCUUCAAGUGAUUUUUUUUUUUUGACGGCAGAGACAGACAUUUGCAAUAUUACAAAUGCAGUUUGUAAAAUCAUUUCAAACCUUUUGAAAGCUUUGUGUGAUUUGAAAUAUUACCCUGCAGUGGAUAUGACUAGUUUCUUCAAUUCAGGUUUACAUUUACAUUUUUGUAUAAAUAUAGAGUCAUGUAAAAAAUUACAAACUGCACUUU
This is a messenger RNA of Pangasianodon hypophthalmus (striped catfish), 2213 nucleotides long. RefSeq names its product serine/threonine-protein kinase pim-1. The record is from RefSeq and is a predicted model, not a curated record. NCBI's taxonomy places the organism in Eukaryota, Metazoa, Chordata, Actinopteri, Siluriformes, Pangasiidae. Gene Ontology annotation, molecular function: protein serine/threonine kinase activity; ATP binding. The transcript has 7 exons. Gene Ontology annotation, biological process: protein autophosphorylation; regulation of mitotic cell cycle; negative regulation of apoptotic process. Bases 78 to 1163 code for a protein of 361 amino acids. Gene Ontology annotation, cellular component: cytoplasm.